CUCCGUCAGUCUACGGGGCACCAUCCGCAGUCGUGUUUUACCGGGUCGUAUCGCGCGUUAUUCGCCGUAAAAAAAAAAAAAAAUUUAAAAAAAACAAAAAAAAAACGUACGUCUAUUAUCCAUUAUCUCCCCGUUAGGUGUUUCGUUUUCGGCAGACGACUCGACGUCGCGUUACUUCCGUUGACGACGAAAAAAAAAAAAUCGAGUGCACGAAUCGCGACGGGUGUUAUGUUCGUCCGUAAACGCGCGUUCGUCCGUGCGGGUUGAAACCCGUCGCGCUCGUUCCGUUCCGUCGAAACAAAACACACGCCAUUUCGCGCGUGGCGUUCGCGAGUGAACCGAGUCGACCGAAUGGCCGGCCGAUAAGUCUACGCGGUCUUGUUAAGUGCGACCGACGGUGUUCCGGAUAGGUUUCCUACACGACCAGCGGGAACGCCGCGCGUAAUGCGACGGUCGCCGACCGAGUAGACGCGUGUUGUAAAAGGAAAUAACGACUUUCUGGCACGAGUGUCCGUGCGACGGUGAGUGCAUUCGUUAAUUAAAUACCAAACAGUUAUCGCCGGGUAUACCGUCAUGAGCAUGAUGAUGAUGAGGCCGUCCGAUUCCACGCCCAUCUGCCGGUGCAGGGUCCUCUACUUGGGCUCGGCCGUACCGCACAUCACCAAGGACGGAUUGCAGGGCAUUCAGGAACCGCUGAAGGAACUGUAUCCGGAACAGGGGGCCCUGGGUGCCCGGGGCAUUGAUUCGUGGCUGAGCGUCUGGAGCAACGGCCUGUUGUUGGAGAACGUGGACGAGAACCACAAGAAAAUCACGAGGUUCUUCCCGAUCGAGUCGCUCCAUUAUUGCGCGGCCGUCAGAUUCGUACUGGUCCCCGAAAAAUCGAACAAUUCGUCGCAACCGAGAUUCUUGCCGCUAGACUCGCCGUUCGCGCGGUCCCCGAACCCCAAUCACCCGCCACUGUUCGCUGCCAUACUGCGCCGGACGUCCGGAAUCAAAGUGCUGGAGUGUCAUACGUUCAUAUGCAAGCGAGAGAUGGCCGCCAACGCGUUGGUCCGGUGUUGUUUCCACGCGUACGCAGACUCGUCGUACGCCAAACAGUCGGACAACGGGACCAACGGCGGUGGCGGCGGCGGCACGGCGGGUAACAGUAUAUACGGCACGGUGCGCACCAACAGGUCGAUGGGCAACAACACCAUCGAAAAAGUCGAGGGCUGGAGGCGCAUGACCAACGGGGCUGCCGCGACCGGCAGUACGCUGACCCUGAACAGCGCGCACUCUAACGGCAUCACCAUGCUAGAGGCUUCGACCAACUCGAUCGACGAUCUGUCCGAAUGCAACGGUGACGAAAACCACAAGGUGUGGGUAGGCAGCACUAAAGAUAUAUCCGAGAAGGAAGACCUGUACGGGGGCAAUACGAUGCGCAGUUCGCGGUCCGCCAGACCGCGGCAGCUGGUGGGCGGCUCGGCACCACCUCCGCCGCCACCGCCGCCCGUCCGGGACGACAAAAUGUCCAAGAAAAACAAAGAAAGGCCGCGCAGGAAGAGAACGCCGACGGGCGGGAGUCGCGAGGAUCUGUACGCGCCUUCGUUGAACGGGUCGUUGAUGAGACCCAUGAACGGCGGCCGGAGUUCCGUGUCGCUGAACGGCACCAUAGUGAGUCGGGGACCGCCAAGAGGAUUCGGACAGCCACCGCCGCCGCCGCCGCCCAAUCACAUAUAUUCGAACGGCGGCUCGAUGCUAAGACCCGUGAACGGCUAUCAUCCCCAUCCGCAUCACCACCAUCCCGGCAUGAUGCAACAGCCGCCGCCGCCGCCGCCGCCGCCGCCAAUCAUGAUGGUACCCACUACUCUGCCACAUCCGAAAAAAAUGCACAAGAUGAAGCCGGGCAUGAUGCCGAUGCCUCGGCCAAACAUGAUUCCGGCCAAUUUCAUGCCGGUACCGAUGUACAUUCACACCGGUGGCAAAAAGUCUAAGCACGGCAUUCCUAUGCCUAUGCCCAUGGCCAUGGAAGAACCCAUUUACAUGCCAUCCACCCGGCCGCUCAGCCCCGUCGCGUCCUAUCAGCCGGAACAUUUCCCGCACGAGGCGUACUUGAUGCAACAGUACGCGCACAAUAACAACGUGCCGGUGACCAAGAGUAAGAAGGGCAAAAAGGAUAAGAAAUCAAAGGAUCCGAUGAACGGCGCCGGGGUAAUGCCGUUGAUGCCUCCGCAGAUGGCCAUGAACGGCGGUGGCGGAAUGAUGAUGCAACAACCGCCGCCACCGUUACCUCCGCCGCAGAUAGCCGUGAACGGGCACCGGGUCAACGGGAACGGGAUGAUGUCGGGACACGACGAGACAGACGACACGGAAGACUCGGUGUACAACACUGGGAUAUAUCGGAGGAAGGGGCAUUUGAACGAGAGGGCGUUUUCGUACUCGAUCCGACAAGAGCACCGGUCCCGGUCGUACGGGUCACUGGCCAAUUUGAAGUUCGCCGCACCGCCCAUCGUACCGAACGGCGUCAGCGACGGAGUCCCCAACAAGGUGGACAUCAAGAAAGAACGAGAGAUCAUGCAGAUGAUGCAAGACUUGGAGUUGUCCGGUGACGAGCUGGAUCGGGCGGACCAAGUGGUGCACCAGAAACAGAUGCAUCAUCAGAGGCCCGUGAAGACAAAAAGAUAAACACAUCGCUGCGUGGUAAAUAUUAGAGAUUGUAUACGUAUUUAUCGGAACGUUUAUGCUCUGCGUAACCAGUGGGUGGUAUUGUAGGUGUUGGAUGGUGGCGGUCGCCAUGCAUACUGUUACACGAGUGUAUUACACCUCGAUUUGUUUUGUCGUACUCGAAACCCCCGUGACAACGAAUUUCAUUAUUAUUAUCCACCGUUCUCCGCUAGUACGGUACUCGUGUAUCUAUAACGUACUGUAUAUAAUAAUGAUUUUUCAUUAUCCUUUAAGUUUAUAUUUUUUUUUUCCACUUCAAAACAAAACCGGGUUUUAUACACGCGCGUGUCGAUAUUAUUGAAUAACAAUUGUUGUUUUUUUUUUUUUUUUUUUUGGCCUCUAUAGCGAGUAUGGCCCCGAGUCGUAAGAGACAAUCGCAGUUUUCUCACGUCAUAAUUAAUAUAUUUGACGUACCUAUACGCUUAUUAUGCACAUCCGAUUUAUUGACGAAAAACGUGAAUAUGAUAUUACAGUUUUACGAAUUUAUCGCUUUGAGCAUUAAAAAUUGGUAAAUACUGUAAAUUAGAAAAAUAUUAUAUUGUUUUCUUAAUAUUACUUUCGAAAUAUGUACUUCUCCGCAUAUUAACUUGAAAUAUAGCUGAACGUAUAAGAAACCAAAUAAAAUGUGUUUAUAUUUAAUUAGUUUGCCGUCGGUUACAGUAAAAAUGAAUCGCGUGAUUUAUUAUCUAGUCGAUGAAACCAAAAAAGUACAGGUUUCAAUUUUUCUUUAAUAAUUCGAAUUAUACGCUCUGGACGUUCGUAAAUAUUAUAAAAUAAUUCCAUGAUACGUCGAUACCUAUGCAAAGUAGUUAUAAAAUAUCCGCUAUAAUAAUAUUACGAAAGUAUCAAUUAAACUGCGUUACAUAGGUACUAUAAUAAUAAUAUACUGGUUCAUAUAGUGGUCGUAACUUUUAAAAACUGUUUGGUCGGACGGUUGUAAAAAAUUGUGUUAUCCAAUAUUCUAGCGUUCUGUUUUCUCGAUUUUAAUAAAUCCCAUGAAAUAUUUGCAGCCAUAAAAAUAUAAAUUACAUGUUCGCAAACAAAAGUAUACCGCGGAACACAGAGUGUAAACUUUAUUAUUACUAGUAUGUGAUUUAACUGUGAUUAACAUAAAUAUGAUUAACAUUUAUAUUCUCAUAAUUGUACAGUAAAUUAAUACGCGCAGUAUUUUAUAAUUAUCUGGUUAAGGACAUUCGGGAUUUACGAGGUGGACCGGAAAAUAAUUAAAAUAAAGCGCGUAUAACAGGUACGGUACCCGCGUUACGCAACUUUCAUUAGGUAUUUAGGUGUAACGUGUACAUUUUUUUUAAAUUUUAUUUUGUAAAGACCGUCCCGACACUAAGUCAAUAUCAAUAUUAUGUUGUUGUGCACGGUAUUAUACUAUACAUAAAAAUCGAAUAAUACGAUACACAUUACACAUUCUGUACCGACAUUAAUUUAUUUCCUCUGUAUACGUCUCGCGCGUAAUACACGUUAAAAAAGCUUUCUGCUCUCCAGCGAUUGCGACACUCCGGUUGAGUUUACCGUCAAUGCGCAUUACGUAAAAAACGAGUAUUAAUUAUUACUGUGUCUUGAUCGUUUUUUUUUUUUGAAAGUAUAUCAAUUUUUCAAAAAUUAAUAAUUGAAUUAGGUUGAAAUUAAAAACGCGCGUAUCUCGGAUACGAAACAUUACUGUAUUAAAUUUGUGAACUUUUAUUUUUAUAUACUUACGUUUCAGUUGAUAUAUGUAACCGUGGUACGUAUACUAACCGACGACGACAAUUGAACAGCCAGUUUUUGUUAUUAAUAGAAUAAUAAACGGUAAAAUUUAAUAUUAUAGAGUAGGUCAAACGUUUAUUAUUACCUAUAGGUAGUAGUUUUGUGGCCGUACACGAAUGCCAUCUACUUUAUAAAUUAAAUUUACGAUUUUCGUUAACCGUGGGCGCUAUUAUACGCUAACUAGACCUAUAAAUAUUUUUACGAAAGUAAAAGACACCCGACUAAAUUCUAUGCACAAGACGCGUUUGACAAAAACGUGUGCGAAUUUGUAAGCCCUCGGAAUUAUAAUACGGUUUUUUUUUUUCGAUCGUUUCAAGAGGUCUUUUGAAACGAGUAUUUCAUUUAAAUGAGUUGAGUAAUAAUAUUGAAUUAGGUUAUAUUCGGCGGACUCCCACUGUAAUUCAGCUAGUGCGGUAGGCAAAAAAACACAGUGCGCGUUAUUCUCGAUAUGUCUAUGGGUGGAUUUUUUAUUAUUAUACCUAUACAAAAUACAUUGCGUAUUCACUAUGGUACCAUACUGUAUAUGGCACUGUUUAUAGUAUAUUAUUCGUACAUUCGAAUUCUGAGUGGAGUGUAGAAGCUUAUGGUUUUACAAUGAUGUUUUUUUUUUCCGCGGAUAACUUUUCUACCGGGAAUUUUGCUUCGAUUUUCAAUAAUAUCACUUUUUCCGAAAGGAAUUUGGACCGGGGAGAUACUUUAGAGAAGUUACUUUUGAUUUUACCAGGAGUUUUCCUAAAAAAAAAAUGGGAAAAACCAGGAAAGACGUAGUAAAAACGAAAAAAUAAGUACAAUAUUAAACAAAUAUUAUUAUUAUUAUAGAAAAUAUGAAAUGCAUCAUAUGUAAUUAUUUUACCAUAAUAUGGCAUAUAUUGUUGACAGAGCAACACUAUCAACCGAACUCCGCUCAGAAUCGUUUUUUCGUUAGCAAUAGUUUAAUCGUUGCGUACAGAUAUACAUUAAAUUUUCAUUCUACCUUCCCAACUUUUCACAUAUGACAGUGGUUGCGCGUGUCCUCGAAUUCUAGGCAAGCUUUUUGAUUUAGGUAUUGAGGGAGACGCAGCAAACGGUAUUAAAAAAACGAAUAUUUCGUACGAUACUCUUUUAGUUUACAAUAUUGAAAAUUAUACUACACAUUAAGGGUGUACCUUAUUUAAUUGAUCUGUACGCAACGAAAAGUCAUCGCUGACGGAAAACAAUAAAUUGUGGAACGGAGUGCCUACGGUCAAAUAUUGGUUUGGUAAUGUUGAAUCGGAAAAUCGUAUCGAUUUGUAACUUCACAAUGAAUUACAACCGACGGUGUUUUUUCGUCUCGAAUUAUUGAACGUUUUUACGGAACCGAUACGAUUCAGAAUCUGGAAAAAAGAAAAACGAAAAUCUAACUACAUAGUAGAAUAUAGUUCACAAAGUAGAAUAUUAUUCGUUUGACGGGUUUCCGUUUAUUUUUAUGUCAAACGAACGAGAGAGGCUUCUCUUAGGUACUUCACCGCGGUGAACAUAAUAAAUUCGACGGUGUCGUGGGUUUAAAGUGGUCGCUCAGGAAUGUACACGGCAUUCCGACCGGUCCGGCACAUAGGCGUGGCGGUGGACACGGGCGGUUCUAGGGGGAUACAUAACGUAACGUAAGGUAAUAAGACUGCGGGAAUCGGUACAGAUAUAAUAAUAUUUUUUAAUUUUUCUAUUCCAUUUUCUUUCGGUCAUUAGUACGAUUUACCGAGCCUUGUUUACAACCAGAAGCGCCCGGAUGUGUUAUUAUCUUUAUUGGUCCGAUCUAUUCGGGCGUAUUAAUUGUUUACUCGAGGCACGACAUUAUAACGCACCGAAGAAAGUAAGAAAAAAAAAAAAAAAAUCGACCAGAUAUAGCAGCACGAGAGUAUGAAAUACCGAUUCCGACCGGCAAACGGGUUUGGAUAUACACAAGUACUCACGUAUAUAAUCUUCUCGCUCCAUCGCGUUACUAAAUAUGUUUAGAAACAUCGUAUUUAAUUGAAUUUCUAAAUACCUACGGGUUAGGGUAUUAAAAUUAAAUUUUCCAUUGCAACGACUAUUGACCGCGUCAAACUCGAUGUAGCCUAUGACGUACCUAUAUAGUACGGCUGCGCGCGCAGUCUAUUUUGGUGUGCAGAAAUCACCUUUUAUAACUAAUUCGAAACGUUCCAUCGAAGUUCGCCGUAAUUAUCGUAAUAUACUUACAGUAAAACGAUAUUUUUCUGUAUGGUGGAUGUAUAUUAUUAUUAUCUAAUACACGCGUAUAGAAUUAUCAGUAUUAUUGCAUCAACGUUUCAGUGUUACACUGCCUAUAGAUGCAAUGGUAAAAUCACCGUAAUAAGUGAGAAAUGAUAAGUGAUAAACAAUCGAGUGUUGUGUCGUCGACAACUAUUGUAAAACAUAUAUAAAUAAACAAAACAAAUAGUGCGAUGCUCGUAAACUGCGUUCAAGGUGCAGGCAAACACAAAAUCACAUGAUAUUAUCAUGUAAACUGCACCCGAGUUUUUAUCGAGUGUUAAAAGGUGACAUGUGUAAACUGCGUCCGAGUAAAUUUUUAAAAAUAAUACCUAUACAACUCUAUAUUUCUGCAAGAUCAAAUAAAUAAAAAAAUGUCAAAAUAAUCUCUAAUUUAUAUACUUAUGGUUCGUUAAUGCAAUAAAAUAAACAAUUAAAUAACGAAUAUAAUUUUAAAAAGUACGACAUUAGGACAAAUAAUAACAACACAUUGUUCAUACACAAUAUUAGUCCAUGUUGAUCAAUUGGUGUUUUAUAAAUUAAACUUUCCGAUUUUUCACGGUUUUUUAUUUUUUGCUUUUAGAAUUUUGAUAUUUAAAAGGUAUGUUUUAAUUAUACUAUUUCAUUUUAAGUUUCUAUCCGAAUUUUUUUAAAUUUUUCUAUAAGCAUAUGAAUUUGGUGAGUCGUAUAAAAGCUAGAAUUAAAAUGAGAAUGGAAUGACUCGCAUGCAUUGGUGGUUCGAGUUGGCUCAGCUAACGCUUGAGCCCAUAAUUAGAAAUUCAACAAAUUUGUAUAAAAUAUAGAAUUUGGUGAUAACUAGUGGACGGAUUUAUAUGCGUUUAAAAUCCCCGAAUAAAACCCUGAAAAAUCACUUAAAAAUAUAUAUAUAUAUAAAAAAAAAAGAAGUAAAAGCGAUGGAUCAAAAUCCGAAGGCAGUUUAUAUUUUUUAACGCGGAUAAAAACACGGGCGCAAUUUACGAAAAAGAAAACAAAAAAAAAGGUCGUUUGGGUGCGGUUUACGCGUGCGCCCGAAUAGUGUGCCGUUAAUUUGAACCAGUUGACUGUGUAAAAUAUAAACUUAAUACAUUUGUAAUAUUUUACAUCGAGCGCGUUAAACUAAUUGUAAAUAUUAAAUUAACGUAUAGGUGCACGUCUUAAACGACGCGGGCAAAGUAUACAUUGCGGUUAUUGCGGUUUUCGGUCGAUCCAAAUCCAUUAUUGUGACCGUCCGUUUAAAACGACCAUUAAUUAUUAUCAAGAGGGGCACGAAUGUGUGUUACAGUAUAAAUAAUAAUAAUAAUAAUAAUAAUGAUCACCGCCCAGGUAUUAUUAUAACGUGAAUAUUGAUGACCAUCAAACGGGUAAAUGUAACCGCAGCCGAUGACCCCGAAACCGAGAACCUGUCGAGAAGAGCCCCCGGGGGCUAAGUUCCGACUUUCCUAUACGUAAUAAUAUGUCCUUUUGUGCCACUUUCGUUUAGCCACCACGUGCCGACGCCGCCGUUCCCCUUUCUAUAAAUAUCGAUACUGAUAUACGAGUAUUAUACUCGCGAUUGGUAUUAGCAGACGCAAUUUGUGCGCAAAUCGACACGACUGCGUAAUAUUAACGCAAUUAGCCGUUGAACACCGUUUGCAUCGAUUGUAGCGCUGCAAUUGUUUCAGCGCGUGUUUUUCGAUUGCAUUCCGAUGACGAUUCAUCGGAUGACGCGCACCUACACAAAUUAAAUACCGCGGUGUAUUCUGUGAGACAGCGCAGCGUAUUAGACGCAAGUAUUAUUUCGCCGCGGCACGGGGAUUUUUACUUAAAGAAUUUGAAAGGGGUCGCGUUUCGAAGUAAGACAGAGAAAAAAAAAAAAACAACACCACUACACCGUUUGUGACCAACGACCGAUAAUGGCGAUGUUGCCGCGAUCAGUUACGAAACAACGACGGAUUCGUUAUUUUUUUUAUUUUUUGUAAAUUACAAACAAUUUUCGUCGUGAAACAAUUUCCCGUUUACGGCGUUCAGUCGAGAUUUUGUUCUAAACGAUAUUUCGCAACGCGCGUAAUCGUGUCCGCCAUUCCAGCACGACAACGAUUCGAGCGUUUCUCGAAAAUGCGGCGUAGACCACUGCGACAUAACCGCUCGGUGGCGUGCGCAGGGGGAGACGUUAGGAGUUAUAUCCCCCCCUCCACCCAUUGGCUUAGAAAAAUACAUAAAAAAUAUCGAAAUGCGUAUUAUACGGCAGCCGAGUUACGAGGCAAAAAACCUCGGUGUAUUGUUUAUAGAAACAAUCGGCUCUUUUUUCGGGUUCCGGCUUUUAAACUACCGAUUCCCAUAAUAUAGUCGAGUCGGGUAGAGAAGACGAUUUCGCGAUUCUCAUUUUCUACGUCGCCUACCGUCGCCCAUUCCCGGGCACGCCACCGUAACUGGGCACUGCAACCGACGAACCGCCGCGGCGCUCGAAUCGCGCCGGUUCUCCGAUUCCGCACGGACUGGACAUUCUGCGCCCCAGGAGCGGCGGCAUCGGCGGUAGACCGCGCGCAGUGCCGCCAUCGCGCCCUGACGCGGAGUGUCGCGACGGCUUCGGAGACGCUCGGAACUUCCGAUCGCGUCGUCCGGAUAACCGGCUCUCGCGGCGAUUGCGACGACGACCGCGGACCGUGCGUAUUCGCGACGCACAUCCGGUGGAAAAGUCGCGCGCGGAUGAAAAAAUUAACAAACGUCUUUGUAAGACCGUAAUGUUCUGCGCUCCGCAAACGCGGUAGUGAACGCACAGUGCGCGUUUAAAAAACGGUCAUUUUUACAGAAAGCACCCGGGCGUGCCGUUGCGCAAGAGCGUCCCCGUCUCUCCGGCGGAGCGGAGCGCGCAAACAUAAUAACAGUAAUAAUAACGAUACACGCGCGCGUUUGAUUGUACCGUCCGGACGCAAUUGUAAUGCGAUUUAUAGCCGAUCGUUGUCGGCAAUACCGUGCCGGCAUGACGGUACUCCUGCUCUAGUCGCGUGUCGUCGGCCAGGGCCGAUUUACGCGUAUUGGUUUGUUUUGGUAAUUUUUUUUUUUUUUUUCUAAUUCGCCCCUCGACAACAACAUCGACCGGGGUGAAAAACACCGACGGACGUAAUCGUAAUAAUAUGCGACGCGUGUUGGGUGCGCGUCGUGCGUCGAAAAGCCUUCCGGUUCACGAAACGGAAAGCGUUUUUUUUCCGUCCGCCCGGCGAAACAUUCGAAAAUUUCAAUUGUGUUCCCCGUACGGGCGCGCAGUGGCCGGACUGGACGAUGGCCAUUUCGUUAUCCGGUGAACGGUUUAAAAACAAUCGCGAUUUGUUGGCGAAUUGUAUUAUUAUUAUUAUUUUUUUUUUCUUCUUUUAAUUGAGUAUACUAAAAUAAUAGACUCGUGGCUUAAAAGAAAGAAAAAAAAAAAAGAGAGCGGUAUAGACGUCGGAAUAGAGCGCGGCGAGAACAAUUUAUUAUCUUUUGUCGAUAUUUUAUUGAAUAGAUGGGGGCGAAGGAAUGUCGGGUUGCCUGGAUAAAUUCCAAUAUCCCAGUACGGAUUCGCUUCCCACUCGGCCCCCGAAAUUCUUUCGCGGAUAAUUUUUUCCACAUCGUUCGCGGCCGUCCGCAAUGCGAAACGAAACGCGAUAAACAUUCAACGCAUAUUAUUUUAUAUUAUUAAUUAUUGUGUUCGGGUACACAUCGUACCCGCGAGCGAGCAACGCGUUACGUCCGAGAGGUCGACGAAUUUUCAAAACGCGAUACGUAAUAAUUAUAUUAUCGUUUUCACGGUGGAAAUAGUAAUAACGGAAUUCGAAGAUGCUAAAAUAUUUGGGUUGACUCUCUUCCUCUGUAUACCUAUCGGAAAUACAUACUGUAUUAUCAUCAUCAUCAUCAUCAUCGCCGUCGACGCAUACGCAUUAUACAGCGGAGGACACGGUAUACCGAGACCAACGGGCAUGCGAGUAUUCCGUGAACUACUUUCGACUGCGGCCGCCGCGCCGCCGCCGCCGUCGUCGUCCUUCUUCCGCAAUCGAAAACAGACGUGACGGCCCGGAAUCGCGGCCGCCGCGUCACGCGAACGGAAAACGACAGCGAUCGGAAUCGGCGCGGACUUUACGACCGCCAAAGUCGGCCCCUAGAAACUAUAAAAUGCCGUAAAACUUCCGUUAACGGUCGCCUCUUGGUUAUCGGUCGUUAUUUUGGUGUUUUCUCUGUUAUUUUCUAAACGCCGAGCGCGGGUAAAUCAUCGUUACGCGGUUCUUGUCCAAGUUCGUUGGUUUUAACGGCAACACGAUCGCGAUGACUACAGACGAGGGCGGGGGGCUCUAAAAGCGCGGGGUUUGCGCCGCCUUCGAGCCGACCCCGAACACGGGGCCACGACGGCAAUAAUAAUAUUAUCGAACGCCGGGUACACGGUAAUCGGUAGUCACCGGCGAGGCUAUACCACGACAUUAUAGUCGCGGAGCAGCCAUUCAUCCGCCGUCGCUCUAUUGUCCGGGACAAUCGACGUGUAAUCGUCAGACGCCGCGCGCGCGCGUUUCCGUGUGCGCGCACGAAAUUCGACACAUUAUGUACACGACGAUGAUAAUAAUAAUAAUAAUAACGAUAAUAUUAUAAUGUAAUAUACGUCGUACAGCCGCACACGCCGCCGUAUCCGGGAACGCUGCGCGGACGGCAACGCCGAUACGUACGCGUCGUGUACAGGGUGGUAUGCGCGGGUUUCGACGAUUUCCCGUACGCAAAUCUACGCACUGUUGCGCGCGCGAAAUUGUCGACAAUCAUGCGCGUCCCCGUGCACGCGACGUGCGUUUGUGCUCGGCCGUCAGAAUGCAAUAUCGUUUUGCGCCCCGUCCUCGUCUCGCCCGCGCGUUGUCCGGCAUUCCGUUUUUAAUUUUAUUUUGUUCGGUUUUUUCUUCGCGCGGCGGUCACGCUCGGCCGACACGAGGAAAUGUGCAGUCGCACGUCCGUCGCGCCGCCGCCGCCGCCGCCGCCGGGACGAAUCAUCGUCGGGAGCGUACGCGCAACUCUCUCCGACUCCCGGGCGCCGCGUUUCCCGUCGUCGGCGGCGCGCCGCCAACUUUGCAUACUGAAACCGGAUGGGGGGGGGGGGAGCCGUCAAUAUUCCUAGGCACGACCGCUGCACACGACGAACGCCUCCGCGAUGCUCUCGGUACGUCAUCUCUCUCUCUCUCUCACUCUCUCUCUUUCUUUCACUAUCUCUGUCUGUCGAACCCGUCUCGUCACAACUCCCCUACCAUCCCACCGCCCGUACCCGUCGCGCGUUAUAAUAAUUAAAAUCGCAAAUUUGCGCGUCGGAUCGCGCGUAUUACUAUACACACGCGGCGAAACGUGAACGGCGAGCGGAUACGCGCACGACGGCCGUCCCGGGACCGCAGCGUACAACGGCCGUAGAGAGAAAUGGCGUAACGGAAAGUACGGCCGGCAAUGGUCGGCGGAAACUAACGGCCACGUUGUUUUCCCCCGUCGGCGAAGUGUUUAGCCGACGUCGUGUUUUAAAUCGCAUUGUCCCGCGAACGAGACCAAUUGCACAAUAAUAAUCGACGCAAGUGUAACAACGCGCGACACGCGCACAACGCCGUGCGUUUUGAGCGCGCGUGACUGUUCGACCAUGUGUUCGAUACGCGACACGGCGGUCGAUUCGGAAACUCGUUACGGGCGGGGGAAGCCGAAAUGCAACGAUCGGCUUCGCGUACCCCUUACGAACCGAGUGUAUUUAUUAUGAGCUACGAAACAACGCGUUCGUUCCGUUCGAUCACCGGUCGGAUGUGUUACCGAUAAGACGGUUGUUGAAAAUCGGUACAAACGCCGCCGUUCCGAAGUCGGUAAACGAUUUUUUUUUUUUUUUUAAAUACUUAAACGCGAUCGUAUUGCAAACCACCGUGCGCUGCUGUUAUGAUUGACCCGAGCGCUUCGCCCCCGGGACCAACGACAAUAUGACCGUGUCCGUCGGACGCCGAUUUUACAUUCGGCGGUGCCGUCCUCGCGCGGCGCCAGUCUCUCCGCUGUGCGACACGCGCCGCACGGAUAACGAUGUAUUUCAAUAAUAUUAUCGUUGGGCGUGUUAUUAUUAUUAUCAAACAGGUAUACGCCCGCAGGAAGAGGUUGCGCCAUUGCCUACCGCCUGUACCGCGCGAUACCUGUAACCCGGUAACCUCGCGACGACCGUCCGUCGUCGCGGUCGGUAACGUCGCGCGGCAUGUCGAACGUACAGAAAUACGAUCGGAGGCGCAGUGCGCGCGUAUUAUCGUACACGAUUUAUAACCCGGUGUGAUUGUGAAAAUUGCGGUCGCGGCCGAUACCCGUGGAAAAAAACCGAAAAUAAAAAAAAAAUAAAUAAAAAAACCGCUGCAUUCACAACGUUUCCCGGCGGAUUAUUACUGCGCGCUCGCCGUGCGGGCCAACGACGCCGCCGUAGAAACGGGCGCGGCGAGAGUUUGGCGUGAACACCGUGUAUUAUAUUAUAUACCGUACUCCUGUAUCGUUUCUCGAUAAAAUAAUAAAAAGUAAAUAGAAAAAAAAAACAAGUAGACAUCGCGUUGACAUUAAAAUUAAAAAAAAAAUAAUAUAGCUGCCAGAGACGCCCGCAGUAUAGGCCGCCCGCGAUCCGUUCGGCUCAGCGUAGGUAUAUCAUACAUAGUGUCCUCGUCCUAGGGUACAGUUUUUUUUUUCUUCCGCCAGAAUUACAGCAGUUCUCCUACAUUCCGAAAGUAUAAUAUUAAUAUUAUUAUUCCGAUGUUCGGAUGAUCGAGUAAAGAUCGAGCAUAAGGUAUCGUGUUAACCGUCGGAGGUGUACGCGAAAUGUUUUAAAGACUUUAUUUUUUUUUCUCCAUUAUGGUGCAUUCAAUUAUUACUAAAACACCGGGGGAAUGAAUGCAACGCACAUUGUGGAAAGCCCGCGGGAUUUGAACUCGCCUAUAUUUCCCUGCACAUUUUACCAUAUUUUUGCCGGGACAAUAAUAAUAUAUUUUAAAAAUUUAACCGUCUUCCAAAAUGCCAUGUGAAAUAUAGUCGUACGAGGAAGGGGGUAUACCUGCGGCUGUGUAGGAUAUGCCUAAAAUAGUAUCGAAUUUAAAUUUUUAAAACGCGAAAUAACCGUAGACCUAAACGCCUGACGAAAAUUGAGGUACUUCAUGUGGUUCGAUUUUAAAAACGUGAAGAUGUACCAAAACGGGUUUGCCCGACCGAAGCGUAUUUUCCAUAUUAUCAUUUUAUUUUAAAUUUAAUUAAUUACCGUUGAAAAUUCACAAAUCUAUAGUAUUUCAAACUUUUCAUUAUCACGCAGAUAAUGCAAUAAAAUUGAAAAAAAAUGCUCUGACCGAUGCAAAGUAAACUCGGUUUUGAAUUCAAACAUUUUUCAUUUUUAACAUCGAACUAUUGUGUAAGUGUUAACAUUUUUGUCAAGCGAACAGUUACUUUACUUUAAUAAAAAACGACCGUACCCCUUAAAUGAGUAUUCCGGCAAUAGAUUAGUGGAGAAACCUAAUCAAACCCAAGAGUAAAAAAAUUUUUAAUUUUACAAAAAAAUGCAGAAAAUUAACGUAUUUUCGCAUUUUUGUCUCGGCCAAUGUCAUAACUACAUGAAAAAGACGGACAUACUUCGCACGACGGGUGGGCCACUGUUGUUGUUUAGAGUUGAGUUGGAAAGGUAGGAUAAUGAGGGGAAUUUAAUUUAUAUCCGUAUGCGCAAUAAUUUCUUUUAUAAUUGCACGUACAUUUUCUCGGGUUUUCCCGAUUAUUAUGAAAGUCAAUCAGAAAAUCGAAAAUCGACCUCUUUUCAAGUACCGACUAGAUAAGAUUUCCUUUCAGAAAAGGUGAUACAGUUGGUAUAUCGGAGCAAAAUUCUGGUAGAAAAGUUGUUAAAAAAAAAAAAAAAUAGUUAUAAUAAAAUAAACAUCAAUGUAAAACCAAUACAUUCCUAGCUACGCUCCGAAUCUAAAACACCGUUUAUCCUGUAUAAUUGGUAAUUAUUCAUUGAACAUAUUAUUAAUCUAAUUAAUCCGUUCUAUUAUACUUUAACUACUAUUACUACUACUACUACUACUACUUCUAUUAUUAUACCGCAUUCUUGUAAUCAUCGUUGAAUCUAUUCAUAAAUCACUCGCGUGUGUGCAAGUAUAAUAUUAUAUUACACAGUCUUCUUUAAACUUUUAUACGCUAUGAAGAACAUUAUCAUAGCCAUCGGUCAUUUUACAGAAUAAAAAUUAUGUUGACCUUGAAGAUGUCAAUUGUUUCCUGCGGCGUAUAGUAGUUAUGUACAACAGGUAUUACCUAUAGAUAAUAUACGUCUACCUACAGUCAACUAAAAAAGGAACUUAAGAUGGUAACAAAUAAUCACGUAAAUAUGAUAAAUUUAUUUCAAAGUCAUUACUCGAAUAAUAAAUUAUUGUUUAUACGUAAGUAGUAUUUUAAAUUAGAAUCUGUCGUAUUGUGCGCUAUACAAAAUAGGCAUACUUAUAUUGCGCGUUGUUCGAUUACUAUAUAGCCGGAAAUCCGUUGGUUUUUUUUUUCUGAGGGGGACUAAAGAAAGAAAGCUAAAAACAAGUCAGGUUAUGUUAAUCAAUAAUCACAACGACGUCGUCCGCUGAUUUGCGUAUAGUAAAAUAGAUUCCCACCGUUGUCGGUUUCGAUUCUUUACAAACCGCGUACUUAAUUAUUUUACAAUAUUAUAGUAUUGGUUUUUUUUUUUUUUUUUGUGUGUGUUAGAACAAGUCCGGAUCCCGGGGACGCCGGUUUCUCGGAAAAACUGCGCGUCCGUCGUGUCGAAAUGAAAACAUAAUCGCGCUACUAGUCUAACGGGUCGGGAUUUUUUAUUUUUUCUCUUUCGAAUUUAUUUUUAUUAAUAGUUCCGGCGGCGAUUGUUUGCUCGUUUGCGUGCACGGCGAACAUAAUAUUGUAUACGCUCUUUGUUUAUGUACGUGUAGCGAAAGACAAUGUAUAAAACGGUGCGCGCGUACGAGACUACGCCGAGGCGAAAAUUAUUAAUACGGGAAUAAUACGAAAAACAGAGAAAAAAAUAAAAUAAUGUUUAAAACGCCGAAGGACGAGGGCGACGGAGAAAAUCGUUACGGGAACGGAGUGAAAACAAAAUGUUGGUCAAACGCGCGUACGUUGGUACGUUACGAUAUUUUUAUCGUGGACGCGUUACGAAUCGUUUCGGGCGUGCGCUACAAUAACCGAUACCGAGGUAAAAAAAAAAAAAAAACAACUACAACAAAGUGUACGGGCCUAAAUAAUCGGCGGCACAACGUUCACGACGAAAACGAACGAUAAAUACGACACGACCGUUUUGUCGAGUACGUCGCGACGCCGAUGCCAAUACGAUACGCUGUACGUAUUAUUCAAUUUUUUAUACGAAAUUCGGCUGGACGGUGGAUCCGGGUUGGAGUAUAAGACCACGUUGAAUACGCCCUGUAUAUCAUCUGCAAGUAAAAUAUAUUAUCCGGGCACCUUAUCGUCAUCUCCGGCGUGAAUUUAAAUCGGCGGCAAACAAGAAACGAUGAGAACUAAAAUAUUUCCAUUUUUCAAUCGUCACAUCGGUCCGCAGCUUUUUUCUACGAGUUGUAUCCUUGUUAUUUUAUUGAUUCGCUUCAAAUAUAUUCCGCCCUAGUCCAAGGUUUUCCGUAGUUGUUCUUAUUUUCGAUGCGUAAUAAUUUUAGAUUCUGUGCGGAGCGUGGAAUGUAUUGGUUUUAUAAUGAUGUUUAUUACUAUUUUUUUUUUUGUGUACAACCUUUCUUCCAGUAAUUUUGCUCCGAUUUUCAAGUGUAACACUUUUUCUGAAAGGAAAUGUCACUGGGGUGGUACUUUAGGGAAAUUAUUAUUUUGAUUUUUUCUGUUUUAUUUAAUAAUAAACGGGAAAAUGUACGAAUUAUAUUGAUUUUAAAUCGUACGCAUUUCGGCCUUUUAAAAUACAUUUAACCAAACUCAGCUCAGAAUCGUUUUUCAUUAGCGAAGAUUAAUCGCCGACUAAUCUCCCUCUAACUCUAACUUCCCAACUUCUCGUCUACAACAGUGGCCAGCCUGUCGUGCGAGGUAUGUCCCUUAUUUUAUAAUUUCUUCUUUUUAAUACCGCAUCGUUUGUUAUGAAAAAAUGAGCGGCAUUUAGUUUGGGUGAACUAUCGAAUAUUGUUUUCUCGUCGCCGAAUUUGUUCGGGAAAAACUAUCGCAUCGUUUUCGUCCCAUAACACCGAACAUUCGGUUGCGUACGUCGCUAUAGUUUUUACGCGAGCACUACUCGGCGCAUUUACGGCCGCGUAUUGAAUUCACUCGGACGAUCGGCGGCGGCUGCGUCGCACCAGGUGUGUCUCGUACCGGUAUAAUAUAUCUACCUACCUACCUACCUACCUACCUACGACACAAGACUUUCUAACCUUGACUCUCGGAUCGGUGUGUUUUUAAAAACUAGGACAGAGUUUGAUGUUAUAGCCCACCACCAAUCGGUAAACACGGACGCACGCACGCGCGCGCACAGUGAUCUCUACGCCGUACACGCAUACGUGCACGGUGAUCUCUACACACAAUGGCCGACCAUUAUUUUUUUUUUUUUUCCAUAUCGUAUAUAAUUUUUUUUUUUUCUACUCGAGUGCCACCCGCCCCCUCUGGCCUCAGCCGCGUACCUGUGAGCCUAGGAGAGACUCGAGAAAACAAUGCGUGCGUGUGUGUGUGUGUGCGCGCGCGCGUGUGUGUGCGUGUGUCUGCCGCUUCAUUCCUCGGGUAGGUACCGCCCGCGCGCAUACAUUACAUAAGCGGGCGGCGUACUUACAGACUCUAUCCGAGUUCGGCCCGAGCCGGAACGUUGCCGAGUCGGUUUUAGGCGGUUUUGCUCGGCAUAACCCACACUCGUUGCUCGAAACCUGGAGUAUCGGGUUACUUUAGUUUCCCGAGCGCGAUCCUGCUACGCCUAGUCGACGAAAAGCCACUUGUACGGGUUUGUGGACAAAGCACAGGGGAAACGGCAUGCUUUAACUUGCGCGUGGGUUGCGACCCGAUAAAAGAAAGUCGGCGCCCUACGUGUAAACCUGGAACCCAUGGGCUAGACGAUGAAAAAUCGCGGUGGGUCGCACUGAGAUAGGGUCUGUAAAUACGCGAACGGGCCACGGUGUGCGUACCGCGGCCUCCCCGGAGUCUCCGGGCUCAGGGGUAUCAGUGGACCGUGAACGCGUUGUUACCAGAAGUAAAAAAUAAUAAUAAUAAUAAUAAUAAUAAUAACAAGUGUAUACGUGUACCUGUAUAUUAUAAUAUUAUGUACAAGCGUGUAAUAAUAAUAUUAUAUACGUGUGUGCAUAAGUUUCCAGUGUCUGCAGCAGUACGCGUUACUGUGUGUCGGCAUAGACGUGUAUAUAAUAUACCGUCUAUAUUUUCCACCUAUAUAACAACGUGAUAAUGUUAUAAUAUCUGUGCGUGGUGGGGGAGAGGGGAAGAAAUAAAAAAAAACUGAGAUUAUGCGGAAUCGUAUACAAUAUAGGUACGUAGAUAGAAAAAAAAAAAAAAACAAACGUACGAAAAAAAAUCGCGUACGUAUUUUAUAAUAUUUACGUUUUACAACAAUAAUGAUACGUUACGAAUAAUCAAACGGUUUCGCGGUUUAUUGUGCAGGUACGUUAUUCCGUUUACGACACUAAAUAUACGGGUACGUACGAGUCGCGCGAGAAGACGGCGCGCAAUUCGCGUGCCCGCCAACGGGACCGGCCGCGCCGCCAUCGAGACUACGGCCGUAUUAUUUUAGACGUACCCGUAGCCGAUAAUUCGUUUCCCAUCCAUCGCAAACCCAUGCGAAACCGAUCCGCCGUCCUUUUCGAAUCGCUCGCGAGCGUAAUACGCGUACCUACCCAUAAUUUAGUACCAAUAACGUGUAGCCGUGCGUAUAUUAUUAUUUCGUAUGUAUUUUUGUAAUACGUAUACAAAUUAUACGUAUUAUAUCAGUACUUACGGGUUUUUUUUUUUUUUUUUAAAUUCUGAGCGUAGCCAUCAACGUAUUGGUUUUAUUACGACGUGCGCGAUUUUGUUCAUAAGCUAAUUUUUUUUUUUUCGUGCCUUCGAGCCACUUUUCUAACCAGAAAUCUCGGUCCGACCAAAACGCGACAAGAGACCCGACCGGUUGGCCUUUUGGAGAAGACAUUUUUCGAUUUUUCAAGCGGUUUUCAUUGAGCAAUUAAGAAAAACUGGAAAAAACCGGCAGUUAUUUAAGGCGUCGACGAAUUUAUGCAAUUCGUUUGAAAUUUGAACAUGAGGUUUAACAUGACUAUCAUUUUUUUUAUAAGGGUUUUAAGUUAAAUUUUUGACGAAAAUGAUAAAUAUCACCGCAUUUUAAAACAUGUUUAACCUAAUUCAAAUCAGAAUCAUUUUUCAUUAGCAACGGUUUAUCGUCGCGUAUAUAUGUAAAUUAAUUAUCUUUAUGUAUCCUACCUUCUUAACUUUUUUCUAUUUAUAAACAAAUUUUUGACCAGACCUUUUUUUCCAAUCGAAAACUUUAACGGAACUUUCCGGUACAGUAAAUAGCAAAUCUUUAAAGUAUUUUCAAUAACGAGGAAAAAGAUGAUAAAACUGGAAUUUUUACACAAUGCCGUUUUUUUUUUGUUAUUCAGUGAAAAAUAAUUGUAGAUACUAAAAAUAUUUAAUGAAUAUUUUAUAUUUAUAGUAGUAUUCACAUUUAAAUUCAUGGUCAAUUUAUAUUGUUUUAAUAUCGAUUGUCCUUUCUUCUUAAAGUUUUAUCGUUAAUUAACUUCCGCAUUCAUAUUUUUAAUACGCGCACUCAUAUCCCUUCACCAGUCCCGUUCUCUGCAUCUAAUUACGACUCGAAUUCACCAAUCAACCGUAACACGCGGUACGCCACCACUCCUUUUUGUUACCAGUAUAUAGUGAGUAUUGGUAGGGUAACCAUUAUUGUACAUUUCGCACAAUUAUACUAGUCCAGAAUUAAUUCAUAAAAUCACCUGCGUUGCAGUUCCGUAUAUAAUAAAACAAUAAUAAUUACAAUAUAAUAAUAAUAAUUAUUGUUAAUAAUAAAAUAACGAUUUGUCACGUUAAAUUGAUUGAAAAAAAAAAAAAUAUAUUUAAGCAUAGAAAGUUAAAUUUGAAAAUCGAACACGACGUCCGAAAUUCAACAUAAAUGUAUAGUUAAAAUACAAACGUUCAUUUUCUUCGGGAGACCGACAAUGCGAUGACAUUGACAUUUUUAACAAUACCAUUUGACAGUAUACGCUUAUGAAUGAAAACAAAUAUCAACCGUUUACAACUGAACACAAAUUACUAUUCGUUUUGUUAAAUAGAUUUAUGACCGAGAAAUAAAAAACUUGAAUGAAAGGAGGAAAAUCCUACGUAUAUAAUAGUACCACACAGCAGGCACACAAUAAACAGCGCCUUUAUGCACAAACGACGGAUAACCGGAAAAACGCACAGAAAAAAAUAAAACAUUGUACUGUAAUAUCGGGAAAAAUUCCAAUGGGAAAUAAGUAUUUUGUCCAAACAUAUAACUCGAUUGCUCGUUUGAUUUGUAACGAGUUUUUAUUUUUUUCGUGUAUAACAAAAUACGUUUUUAAUCGCGUGUUGUACCCGAAAUGUAUACAUAGGCGUUCGUGUGCGUAUGAGUAGACAAGAAAAAAUAAAACAUUUUCGGACUUAUACCUACGUACACCUAUAUAGUGUAGGUAAACGUAAAUUCGCGUAGGACAAAGAAACUCUGAACGAAAAAAACAUUAAUUUACCGAUAUCCCGUAACCGGUUACUAAAACUUAAUAACUCCACCGUCAAUAUUAAUCUUAGCGUUAUUGCUUUUUAUAUCGCGAACGUGGAACACCGCACGUACGUCUGGGAAAAUUUUUUUUUUUUAAUAUAAACGUACAUACAGAUAUAGACCAGCUGUCCCCACUACGCGGCCCUUUAACAAAUUUCGUGCGGGUCGUACUAAAAGCGAAUCGUAAAUUCUAAAAUUCAACAUUCUACACUUUUAAAUAGUAAAUAAUUCAAUAAUUUUAUAAAUUUAUCUUUUAUUUAUCUCAUCUUAUUAUUCUUAUUUAUUUUAUCAGUCUACUUUUAACGCCCGACAAACACCCUAUUUUUAAGGCGAUAUUGCGCGAAUUCGAAUCGAUUUACUGUAUGCGGCCCCACAAGUUGUUUUCAAAAAUUAUAUUUGGUCCUUGUAAAAUCCUAGUAGGGACCGGUGACCGCUAAUAUAGACGUCGGGUCGAAAAGAUUUAGGUGCUCAUCGGAGGGUCUCUCGUUGCAGUUACGCUAAACGUGUUGCGAUAGUUUUAUAUUUUCAUCUCUUAAAUCGUCUCGCGCAAGCCCGCGCGAAGCAUUUCUUCGUGGGAGGCAGGGUUACGAAAAAAAUACAUAAAAUAAAUACAUCGAUUAUUAGUAAGAUUUAAAGUCAAAAACACAAAUUGUAAUUUUUCGACCACGUGUUAUACUUCAGUACUUCGGGAUUCUUGCAGAAUUAAACUUGCUUACGAUAAAACCAGUCCGAAUAACCAAACUAUUACUUUACUGUCAAUAAUCUAGAUGCAACCAAGAAAGGCAAUGGGAGGAGUUUAAACUCUUCCCUUCCCUUGCACACGUAUCAGGUCUCGUAGGAAUAGUAUCUUCGGUUUCGUUUAAACUAUAAUAUUAUAAUAAUAUGUCUAUAGGUUCUGUAUACACUGCUCGUAUAGUUUUACUCCGACACUGCCUAGUGAUGAUAAAAAAUGGGUACAAACUACAAACAAUAAUAUCGUCGACAUAAGACGCGUCGUCAGAUCACAAACCUAUGUGUAUACAGGUGUCCCAUGAAGAGAUAACCAUUGCAACAUCUUAUUUUUUUAGUAUUUUUUUUUUUUACAAUUGAAGAAACAAGUAGUUCUAAAACGGUACGUUACUAUCAUUAUGUUUGGGGGUGAACCGACUAACAACUUUUGAUUUUAAAACGGCAACCUAUAUUAAAAAUUCCAUACAUAAACGGGGUAUUAGUUUAAAUAUACAUUAUGGUGUUGAAUUUGUUGACUUCUGUCAGCCCGUUGACGAGAGAUUUCACUUUUAAAUACGCGUAGGGGGGAGAGCAGUGGAGCACUAUUCAAACGUUGCGCGCUGUGUAGCCACACAAAUAAUGCUCCACUGUUCUCCCGCUCCCCAAACUUAUAAUAGUGGCGUGACCCGUCAACGGGUUGACGGAAAUCAACAAUUUCGACACCAAAAUGUAAAAACUAACUUAACUAUAUUCAAACCAAUACUCCGUUUAUUUAUGGAAUUUUUAAUACAAGCUGCCGUUUGAAAAUCAAAAGUAGAGAGUCCGGCUCGCUCUAGAAAAUAAAGGUGACAACGGAAACGCAACAAUUUUGAGAGCUACACGUUUCUCGAAACGUCGGAAAAAAUAGAUUCCGAGAAACGUUAACACUUUCCAAGAUGUUCCAACGAUGAUAUUGUUAUCUUCGCGGGCCACCCUGUAUAUUAUACACUUAUGAAAUAUGCAUGGAUUCGCACAUCGCCAGUUGAGUCUCGUCGCAUCCGCAGCCGUUUGAUACGUGCCACCAUCGUUAAUUAUUGUCGCGUCGUCCGCCGACGAGUCCAGUGAUCCUCCGGCGAGCGGUAAACGCCCUCUGCCCGCCCGGUUUUCGCGUAAUUUCUUCACACGUCUGCCAACAUUCCGACACAACGACUGGCGAGCCAUGUAUGCAAAUGAGCACGUGUGCGCCUGUGCGUGCGCGUGCGCACUCUUAACGAGGAACACUUAUGACGCGCGUUUGCGUAUUAAUAGAAAUGCCGUUCGGCGGUCGUUGCGAUUUACGCGCCGUCGCGCUGUUACCGCGUGUCUGCCGACAAACGAGACUCGAAAAUACUUUCUGGACACGAGUGGGCAAUACGAUUUGCUGCAGUGUCUGCCGCGCUCAGCCGCUGAUAAAAAGGAGCCAAGUGUUUACGGCACGGUCACUUUACCCCGGUAAUGAUGAUAGUACACUGCAGCCGUAACCGCGGCGGUGUAGUUGUCAACGAGCGAGCAUAUCAAACGACGACGACGACGAUGAUGACGGUGACGAUUCCGGAAUCCGCGGAAAAAAAAAACUCGAUCGCACGCCGGAGUUGAAAUGUUGGUUUUUUUCUUUCUUUCUUUCUUAAUUUUUCAAUUAUUCAGAUCCGUUUCUUUUAUCCCGAAAUCCUGCUCGGUCGACGUUUGACUUUCACGUCGCGUUGUUGUUGGCGUGUAUUAUCGCAGUGCCCACUUAUAUUAACACUGCAACGCUCAAAUAUCUUUUCCGUGUAAAUUCCCAAUGCGCCGUGCGUUCGUUUAUUAAAUUUGUACACGAAUCCGCGAACGUCGAAAACCGUUCUAGUCGAAUUACGCCACGCACUGUAAAUGCUAAUCGACAAUCGUUCGUUGGUGCACGCAGACCGCGGUUGCGUUGCAUCCGACUGUGUAUGGUGUGGCCUGGGUUAUAACCAUAUAGGUAUGAACGUACUACACAAUUAUUAUAAAGUAUGUACCAUUGAAUUUUCGUUCGUGAAACACGUACACACGGCCAAUUACGAUUAUUACACGUUUGAUUCGCAAUUCCGGGGGAUAUUGAGAUUUUCUCAUUUGUCGAUAACAUUACAGUCAUUAUAAUAAUUUUUAUACGCAGGACGUAUAUUACUCGAACAUACGCUGGGGUUAUUUCUUGUGCACACUUUCCAAUUUUUAUAUCUGAUGCGUGUAUAUUUGAUAUUCAGCUUUCUGAAAACGGAUUUUUCCCCACUAAUUCUGAUCGAUUUUCAACGAAACUUACAUGUAUAUUAUAUUUGUAUUCAGCAACGUCGCAUGUCGGAAAUUUCGUUUCCCAGGGCAAAUAAUAAUCGCGGUUAGUUGUAUUUCGAGAUACUACCCAAUAGGUAUACAAAUUACAAAAACAAACGUCAAUUCUUAUAAUUUUUAAUUAGGUAUGGUAUUUAAUACUUUUAGUACAAUCGUCGACGUAUAUUGGAUUUUAAACAUGCGGGUGCCAGCACAAUGAUAGUGGUUUUUUUAAUUUAAAUUGUUUAGGAGAACAAUUUAUUCGUUGGCACAUAUUUAAAAGGGCGGAUAUGAAAAAUACUCGGGCGAGGUCGCAGAUUGUCCUUGACCACAAUUCACUGAUUUAAGAAAUAUCCCAACGCUAAUGAACCUAUUAGAUUACUAAUUUAUAAUUAAUGAUUGUCUGUUGGCAAUUUGAAUAUUUUAAAAACUCGAUUUUAACUUACCCGCACAAAUUGUGUGCAUACUUACUAUUUAAAAUCGAACGACAAGCACAAUACACACAUAUUGCUGGUAGAUAGAAAAUAAUAUAUUAUAACGUGAACGGUGAACACCCGUAUGUGUUGUCUCUGUCUUACAAACGCGCCGCGUAAAACAUUUGCAUUCAGCAGGACCAACUUUGUACUGUUAGUUUUAAUAUUGGUGAGAAUUGACCUAUUAUUAAAAAGAAAGGUGAGAACAUUAUUCGUGUUUAUACGGCGAUAUUAUAAUUUUUUGGCGAGAUUCAAGUAUUUUUAAAUAAUUGUGAUGUUUCAUUUCAUCAAGUUACUCAUAUUAUAUGGAUUAAAAAUUAACGUACAAAAAAAAAACCAACGUAUAAACACAUAUAAUAUUCUAGCAUUGAAAUUUGAUUAUAUCAAACAGGUCAGUUCACUAUAAUAUUAAAAUUAACAGUACAAAGUCUACUUUGUUGAAGACAAAUUUGGUAUGUCGUGCGAUUGUAAGAAAAAUACAGCACUUGUGCGUGUCAUAUUGUCCUCAUAUAUGAUGCCCGCUGUCGGUUUACUAAAUUUUCUCAAGUUUUGUAAAAUUUGAAAAUUAUUACUAACAUUUUAAUGCCAUCUUAAAGAUAAUAAUUUCUUCUUAGUCUACUGCCCGAUUCCUAUUUAAGGUCAAGGAAUACGGCCGUUUUUAUGGAUAGAAAUAGGAAUAGGGAUUGUUGACCUAAUAUUUCCCUACUAUUAUUUUUUAAUAAACAACAGCAUUUUACAAACUGCGUUCCAGACAUCAAUUUUUCAUUUGAUUUCAAAUAAUGGCAUAAACGGGUCCUUUUUCAAAGGACUUAUUUUAGUAUAAUGUUUGAAAUAAAAAUAUUGUAAAACGGAAUUCAAUGCAGUUUAUACGAAGUCUUCCACCUUGGAACAAAAAUAAUACCAUUGAAAUAAAACCACUCUACAAGGCGUGAGAGUUUUUCCCGUAAGUCAUGUUUUUGAGCCGAAUAACGCUCUGGCACCGACCUUCUUAAGAAUAUUCAAUAGUCAUUAGAUAUACUCAUUUUAUCAACAAAAAAUAUAAAGUAUCUAAUUUUAUAUUAUAUACGAACGAUACGAAUAUUACUGUGUGAAAUGAAGACGGAAACCGCGUCACAAAUCGCAUUGUACACGUAUACCAGAUACGGUAUCUGAGAUACCUAUAGACAGAAAUAUACAACAAAUAAUAAUAAUAAUAAUAAUAAAAUAUUGACAUUGUCAACUUCUUUAUAAUGUAUUUUUUGUGAAAUCGAAAAUACAUCUUUCCGAUUAAAACGUCUUCUCACGUCAAUAAAUUUCCUUAAUAAAUUCCGAGCAAGAAACACCGCACAUGUUAUUAUUAUUAUUAUUAUAUCCGUUUACCAUUUAAGGUAAAUCCGUAACGCUUUCAGUGUUCAUCUCUUUCAUUCGAAAGCCUUUCAUUUAGCAUUCUAAUUUCUACAUGGUCGCGGUGGUUUUUAUAAGGCACUAUAUCAUUACCUAUCUAUAUUAUAAAUGGUAUUGUAUACGCUGACAACGACCCAUUUGUUUUGAAAACAAUGAAUAAUUAGUUCCCCAGAUGGUAUAUAUAUAUUUUUUAAUUAAAUAUAUCUAGAGGUAUCGGAAAACAAUGCGGACUCGGUGAUCUCGAGGGAAAUAAUUUUUAAAACUCGGCCGCUUGUCAAAGAAAUUGAUUAAUUUCCAUCGUUAAUUAUUUGAAUUACAGUCGUUCGAUAAUAAACAUUUUUUUUUUAAUUUGGACUCGAAGCACAAUCGUGUAUCUAAAACGCGCGAUGUGACAUAAUAAACCACACACGCAUCGUAUUAAAGUAAAACCAAUAGUUACGCGCUCAGAAUCUAAAACGUAUGAUUUGGUGCCAAUACAGGAAUAUUAUCAUAGUUGGUAUUUAUGUUUAUUAUUAUUAUGCUGAACGCACACAUUAAUCAAAUCGCUCAACAUUGUACCGCUAACAGCGGCGUGCCCAGGAAUUUUCAACAGGAGGAUGAGACGUAGUAAACAACCAUUAUUAUUCAUGAGUAAAUCGUAGAAUCAUCUUCUGUUAUACACCUACGAUGACCGACAAUGCGAGUUUAAAAGCCAGAUUCAAAAGAGCAAAUUUUAUUCAAUAAAUCGAGUGUUUUUUUCCUUUAUAAUUUCAAAACAAAAUUACUAAAUAAAUAUUCAUAGUUGUCGUAUUCUUAAGCCGAUGGAGGGGAAUGUAACCCUCUCCCCCCCUCUAACUGCUAAUUGCAAUUUGAAUUCGAUUUUGCCCGUAAUCAAUUAUACAUUACGCGUAUUAUACGAAGUGUAUCCGAAUCGUACGAGUAUGAGAAAUUAUAGAUUAUUAUAGGAAACUUUUGUCGAUACAAAAAUGAAACGCGUAGGCGCGUUAUGAUAUUUUGUUAUUAUUAUUAUUAUUUUUUUUUGUAAUUUAUACAGAAAAUUUGUAUUGGUAUACUAUACAUAUUAAAAACAUUGUUGCCAUGUCUAGGUCAUCGGCAUUCGGUAGCCGUAAAAGGUGCCGACCGAAGGACACCGUGGGGCCCACGUUAAAAUCGAGAAAAUCGAGUAGUCGUGAAGACAAAAAAUAAUAUUCGCGUGGUCGUUGUAGCUUGCAUCAAUUCUAGUUGUAUGCAUACUAUUUUAUUAUAAACUAUUACUGCAAUAAUUUAAACAACACCCGUGAGCAGCAGAGCCCGGCAACCAGUUAAAUACAAUCCCAUUCGUACUGUUUUUAAUUUUGUUUUAUUGCUCAAUUGGGAUUUCUUUUGCUGUUAUUAUUUUAAAUAAAUAAUAAUUUGUAAUCGAAAAAAAAAAGAAAAUUGUGAAAAGCUCUAAAAACGUGAAAUUUCGGUACUGAGUGAAUGUUUAAACCCUUCCAAAAGGCAUAUUAUUUUGGACCCUAAAAAGACUAAAUUCAUAUACGAGAUGACAUCGUGCCAUACCUUCAAUUGAAGAGGUCUAAAAUGGUAAAUUCGUACAUAAAUUGUUGCGCUGAGGCAUACUAAUAAUUUAAACAAAUUAUAUCAAAAAUAUUGAAUAAAACGAAAGUUAUUGCAUUUGUCGAAUCCUCGUCGGACACUCUGUAUAUAUCGUGGUUUAGGGGGUUGUCAAAAUGCACCUUAUCCUUAAUCCACUCUUAUCCCCAUUGGCUUUCGAUAAAGUGUCUACAAAUUCUCUACUUUCGGAGAAAAUUCUACAAAAAUAUACGCCUAGCUCUUAUAUAAGCAAAAUUGAGUGUAAUAUAUAUUAUUGCAAAUUAUUCUGUGUAGAAAUGGCACUGCUAUUGCGCUGAGCUCGUGGCUUUUUUCUCGUAUAAUAUUUAAUAUAUACUUACAAUUUUUAUUAUAUUUUUUUUUUUCGUUUGCAUAUAAGCACGUACGUGCGUUAAUCACGGUCGUGAACCCAAACAAGUCAAUAUAAUAAAAUAUAAUAUCGGGGGUUUUGAACAAUGGGCGCGACGAUUAACCUACCUAUAGUGGAAAACUACUGUGACCCGCCGUAUAGGUAUGCAUAUAUGUAUGCACAUUAUUUUACGUUAUUAUUAUUAUUGUUAUUAUUAUUAUUAUUAUUAUGUGUACAUAAUAAUAUUAUAAUAUGGUUGACGACUUGACGUGGUCGAAUUUCUCGGUCAGUGGCGAGGCGGAACGACGCGAUAUUUAUAAAAUUAUAAUACCUAUAUAUUGUAUCGGGGAAAAAUCUUUAUAGGAAACAAAACGCACGAACUUUUCUAGGCGGACUUGGAAAAUAUCGAGGGAAACCGGUUUUCCAAAUUUUCUCCGAUUUCGUAAAAUUUAAAAAUUAUUAUUAACAAUUUUAACGGCCAUCUUAAAUAUAAAACUUUUACCAUGUCUAAUAUACUGUUCGAUACCGUUUUAGCGGGAAAGGAUACGGCUGUUUUUAAUAUUACGAAAAUGACUUCGCGAGAAUACGGAUAAUUACCAUUGUCAACAUGAUAUUUCUCUAACAUUUUUUUUUUUUUUUUUUUCAACAACCACGUCGUACUUAACUCCACGGGAGAUAGGUGUUGUUUAGCUUUGUACACUCCCACAGACCCCCCUCUAAAUAAAGCCCGGGGGAUUAUAUGUUAUGUAUGCGUGGUGUAAAUAUCAAGGACGUGCGUUUUAGUACUUUCGACUUUCAACCCUGUUACUGGAAGUAAUAGUUAUGCUCGGUUUCCGUGUUUGUGCAGGAAAUAGCGGAUUUAAUACAACGAGCGUCUAUCCUUAAAGGGAUGGCAGAUCUGUUUGUGUGUAAGCCCCCGGAAUUGAUCGCGAACGGCGACAAGUCGGCCGGGGGAAAAUUCGAUUUUAGUGGCGGAGCUCUACCCGUGAGUAGAGACUCACGGGUGUUUGUAAUGUUCAUGCAUAUUAUGCUGUGGUAUACCUGACAGUAACGCUCUACUAUAAGACGAUAUUGGGCCAUCGAGCGCAUUAUACCAAUCGCACACUGCAGAUGACGUACCUGUCCGCGUGUAAUAAAUACACACUCAUUUAUUUAUAUACGCGCGCGGCUUUACCGCUAUUAUAAUAACAGCGUGAACCGAUCGGCGUGACAGCUGCUGCGGCGGUAUGGCGGCGGUAUGGCGGUCUCGCCGCCACCGUCGCCGCUGAUAAUAACAAUUCUCUACUUGCGAGGAGAAAAAAAAAAAAAUACGGAACGCGCGACUGUGAAAUUCCGUGACGAUUUUCCUUUCUUGACACACUUGUAGCGCCCGGGAAAACCGCAUUGGCUGGCGGGCGGCGCCCGCCGUACGCGCUUUACGUAUCGCACACCUGUACCGCGCGCAACCGCGGUAUACUAACCUACACGAAGAUAUUAUCGUAACAGACCGUCAUAAUAACAAUAACGAUAAUAAUGGCGAUAAUAAUGGUAAUAAUAAUAAUAAUAAUAAUAAUAAUAAUGCGUCGUAAAUACACGGACCGCUCUCGGUCAAACGGAAUACUUACUACGCGUAUCGCGGCGACCACGAAAUAUAAUAUACAGACGCCGGCACACUCGUAUAUUAUUUCGUCGUACGCAUCGCGUAAAUCUCGCGCCGCCCAACAUUGCGGAUGUAUUGUCUACUGUCGCGAAUCGAACGUGCGUUGUUAUCGCGUCCCCGCGGGGUUCGACCGUGCGAUUUACCUGUUGUUAUACGUACGUACGUACGCGUACGGCAUUGCGACAACAUUGGGCCGAUCCGUCAUUGCGGUGUCCCGUUCGCGAACGGAACCCGUUUCGGGCGUUAUAAUAAUGUCAAUAAAUCUUUUAUCGUCGAGAGGGCGGUACGGCCGCGUGCCCACGUCGCCGUCGUCUCCGGCAUACCGGCACGCGCGUGACACGGCUGAUUUUCGUUUGGCAGGGACAAAACCGCGCCGUUCGUUACUUCGACACCACAGCGAAUCGACCCAUUAUCGGAUUUGAAGACGCGAACGGUGUGAAGAUACGACCGCGGGAAACACCACAACGUAGUAAUGCUCAUAUCCAUAUGCGGAUAAAUAUAAUAUGUACUCGCAUAAUCGAGAGACGUCCGAACCGAAAUUUCAAAGGUGGCUACGCACUGUGCACGCACCCGCCUGUUCCCGGUUCGCUGUACGUUGCAAAUUCACGAACAGUGUGUGGAAUUUAUACGUCAUUCGCCGUUCUUCAUUCGUGGCGCAAAAUCACGAAUCAUUCACGAGUGAUUUGCGGUCUUGUCACUCCGGAGUGCGGUAAUUGUAUAAGAUCAAAGAGAUCAAUAAAUCUCGAAUCACGAAUACACACGAAACUAUCAAAAAACUAAAAAUAUUUAUACGAUUCACGAACCGUGAACCGUGAUCACGAAUUCGUGCAUAUAGCGUGUAGCCGCAUUAAAAGUCUCGUGUGGGUAAUUAAUUGAAAAAUUAAAUCUAGAAGCAAAAAACCAUUACACAAAACAACAACACAUACAAUAUUAAGUAUUAUAUAUUGUGGCAUGUAUCUAAUACGAUUAUGUCGUAGUGGCAUAACGAGUAAUACGUUUUUGAUGAUACUAUGGCAGUAAUAUCGUGUUUAUUUUUGUUUCAAUGAUUUUACAUUACGACUCGGAAUACAGAGAUGUUGAAAAAAAUAAAACAAUCUUUAUUGGCUUACAUUACAAUAAUAGUAUCAUGAAAACUCCCCCCCCCCCCUCGUGACACAUUUCGUAAAUAUAAUAUAAAUAAUAUUAUUACGCGUCGGACUUAUACCCAUAGUAAAUUGACGUUUUGCACUUGUUUAUUUGUAUAUUUUAUGUAUAGCCACGUAUAGGUAUUGGUAUAUUAUGCUACGGUUGAGAUUUAUAGUCUUUUUGGGUCUAAAACCACCCGGUCGAUUUCACUGAUUGUUAGGUCUUAUUGUUUAGAGAGUGGUUUGAACGAGAAAUCCAACCCUUAAAUUGGGGCUCACCACAGGAAAUGUGACCUUAAAGUACGAUAAUUUCUUUUUUGUUUUUUUAUUUAUUUCUGGCAUUUUAACGGCUACACGGGAAAAACAAUUUUCAUUUUAUUUUUAUUAUUUUUGUCUCCCGUUCAAUACUGUACACGGGCAAAACCGAGUAAUACAGAUAUAGUAUGCAUAGGUAUAAUGUAGCAAAUAUAUAGACGACAUGGCGCUGGUGUGCGGACCGGUUGUUAAAUAGUAAAUUUCACAUGCGAUAUAGAGGACCGUGAAUAAAGAAGAGAAUGUCGGACAAAAUGGAUUCUGACGGACGCGUCAUUAAUGUAGGUUAAGAAUUAGGAUAGAGACAAUUCGAAACUAUUUAGUCUGUAAUAUAUUGUGUAUAUUAUACAAUUUUAACCGGUUAAUUAUCUAUGUAUUUACCGACUACGGCCAGUAAAAACAUUUGUAUAAAAAAAAUUAUUUUGAGAAUUUUGAAAAAUGUUUCAAAUACAUUAACAUCAGGCAAAAAAUGUAGGACGUAGUAUAAUACGUAGAAUACCUUAAAAAAACAGGGUAUUUGUACAAACCGAAAAAAACACAUCUAAGUAAAAAUUAACGAACAAAAAAACACCAUAAUUCUUUGUUUAUCUUAAGGUAAAUUCUAUCUCAUUAGUAAAAUCCCGAACUAUUUCAUAAAUAUCUUAGAAAUACCGAAAUCAAUCGGUAUUUCGGUUACAAUCGUAAAUUCGGACAUUAAUUGGCAGUAGUUGCAGUCAAAUCUAGAAUUUACCUGGGUUGAACCUGUAGGUUAUAGGUGAGUUAUUCGAAAUUUUAUAUACCAUAUUAUGUUAAUACAUAAAACAUAUGGUCAUGAGACCAUAAAAUAUGGUGUUUGUUAAUAAGAAAAGAAAAAUCACGUUCUUCUUAUAAAUACACGAUAAUUAUUAUCGACUUGAGAUCGGAAGUAUUUGUAGACAAGCUAGACGGUGACUAAGUUAAUCAGUUUAAAGAUAAGUUAUAAGUUAAUAUUAUAAUAAAUGGACGAUCACGAAAGAUUCAUAUAAAUGUAUGUAAUAUUUGGACUGUAUACCACUCGAAUAAUCUGAGGAGUUUCGGCACAGAAAACUGAACGUCCCGAGGAGUCGAGUACCCACCUACCUACUUUGCAGUGAAAUUUAUAAAUCUAAUCUAUAGUUAAUGUAUGUAGAAUCUGCAUUGUAAAUAUAUAGAUACUAUAGAUAUCUGUGGUUUAUGCACGCAAUCAAGUUGAACGCUUUCGAAAUAAUAUUCGUGUUUUAAACCAUAAUUUUACCGCACAAUAAGUGCGUUUAUUUUAUCAAGGUGUUAAUUUGUUGUUGUCUAAAAUAAAUUCUUCCAAAUUUGUUACGUCUCGUUGUGACAGUGUAAUAAUUUUAAUCGUUUCUUACACGAAGUCAACACUUAACCUAAUCUAACCUUGAUUUAAUAUAAUAUUAUUGUGACACCGAUCGAGUAUUUAUAAUUUAUACAAAUUAUGCCACAGAGAAACCACCUUUUAAUGUUUUAUUAUUUUUGUAUCGUGAUGUCUACUUUCUUUUUGAAUAAUUCCGCAUUUCCUACAUAAUUUUCCGUUUUCUUCGCAUUGUCACCCUGCAGAACCUUUGAUUAAUUUGUACUGGCUUCAUCAAAAUCACACUCUCAUUUUUAUCAAGAAUGCCGUGUGCAUCCGUGCUUGUUAUUGAGGACAAUGCAGCGUCCUCGAUUCGAAAAUCGAAAAUAGUUGCGGUAACCACACGGCCGAUAAAUCGUCGGUUUUUGCGAAUUAAAUUUAAUUUUCUCGCUUUUAAAUAUUACUCAUAUCGUUGAACUUAAUUUCGUUAGUUCUUUAAGUUGUAGACACAGACAACGUUGCCUAUGUGAACCAGUGGCUAAAAAUGACCUACUUACAGUAAAUCGAAAUCGAAUAAAUAAUUGAAAAGUUUAUUACUGCAAUAUUGUUGCUCAGUGAUGUAUGCAUUAUUAUUAUAAGCGAGGUAUUGCGACGUCGUUGUGUAUAUGCUGCUAUUAAUAAUAAUUUGUAUUAUUAUCGAGUACCGGAGCAACGUACUCCGCUUCAAACAAGCCGAAAUGCCGAACAGAAAUUUAAAUAUCAGACGGGCAUACUCUGCCGACGAUAUAUUAUACCCUAGCCAUGUAUCGAAUUGAAAGGCAUGAAUCACUGUGGACGAUGAUAGAUAUACCUCCGCCGUGCCAAUGUAAACAUUUCAUCGUCAGCCUUGAAGUGUGCAGGAGAGUACCUACACACGCGCGUGCAUUAUUAAAUUAUGCAUUUAUUUUCGCCACUCUCCCACGUUCUCUUUCGGAAAUAUUUGUCUAAUUAUUAUAAGAAAAAAAAAAAAGAAUCGCCGAAAAUGAUCCUCUACGUCCGUAGUACCGUAGUAGUCUACGUGAAUUAUAUUAUACUAUAUGCACUUUUAACUGCAUAUAUGGCACCUCCCACCGGCUGUUAAACGCUAUAAUCGCCGUCCGUUAUCCGAGCCUGUGAAAAUAAAUAUCAAAGAAACAAAAAAUUAUAAUACUUAUCAUAAUGUUUCAUAAUAUUCAAGAAGACAAUGCCGCAGCGUAUAAUAUUAGUCGGACACGUUUAACACCGUAACAUAAAAACAAAACGGACAUUCUUCUUUAUACGUAAGUCGCGUACCGAGUUUAUAGAUCCCGAAUGUAUCUAUAUAAUUAUCACUCGCCUUGUUUAGUUUCUCAAUUCCCCCGUAGAAGAAUGCGUACAAAUACGGUAAAGUGGAAUAAAAAAAUAAAAAAAUACUUUUCAUAUUUUUAGUUGAUUGUAAAAACAAUUAAGGUCAUACGCAUACUACAAAAGUCAAAGAAUGCAUUGCGCAACAAUCGUGUUAAAUAUUAUUACCUUCGCCGCACACCUACAUAGACAGCAAAGGGAAACAUUAUAUCAGAUUAUAGAGCAAAUAGCGUCUAAUAAGCGACGGUGGUCAAGUAAUUUUGUCUUUGGAGUGGAAUGUGUGAAAAUUAAUGUGAAUUCAGUAAAUGGACUAUAAAGUACCUGUUGAAGUAGAGAAAAGAUAAAAAAAAAAAAAAAAAGAGAGGUGAUACUGCUGAUGGGUGUGUCAUUGUUGUAGAAUGUAGAUGUAAAAUCAGUUAGAUGGGAUAUAUAGAGUUAUUAUUAGGUAUUUUAUGGCUGUACGCAAUGAUAAAUCAUUGCAACAACAACGAUUCUCAGCGAAGUACGGUUAAACGUAUUUUGAAUUGCCGUGAUUUUUACGGUUUUCGUUAAAUUUUAACUUAAAAUGUUUAUAAAAACCUAUUUAAUUAAGUUCAAUAUAUUUUUGUUUACCUCUGAGUACAAUUUAUGAGUUACGAUAAAACUCGUGUUAAAUGUAUAAGCAUUUCUGCUCAGCUAAAACAAUUUUAUCCGCAACAUAAAACCAAAUAAAAACUCGAUAAUCUCAAAUGUCUAUAAAUAAUUCAAAAGUAACCAGAAUGUUUUGAAAAUUAUAUCUCUUUUAUAAAGGGAUAGUAUAACGUAAAGGGAUUAUAUAGGUAUUUUGUGAAUAUUUUAGGUCUCUACGAAUAUUUUUUAAUUGAAUAUCAACAAUAAAACAGAAUUUAAAAAUAACGGAAGCUGUAUUAUUGCGUAAAUGCUCUCGUUUUCCUAUGGUUUUUUUUUUCUAAAUUGUUAAGAAAAAUAUAAAACUACUACAUACAGAGAGAAAGAAAAACACCAUAGUAAAAUCAAUACAUUCCUCGCUUCGUUCGGAAUCUGAAAUAACAAUUUUAAUAAUACAAAUAAAAUAAAUACCUUGAAACUGGCGGUGUGACGAAGACGAUUGUUGGUGACGACGGCUGCAGUAGGUAGUGACAAUGUAGGUGAUAGUCGGUUAGUAUAGCGAUAGCCGGUGGUCACAGAACACGGUGAAAACAAGAGUUUAUUUUAUGGUGUUUAUGAGACGAGAGCGAAAAAACAAAGAACGUAUUGAAAAAAAACGCAUAACCUCCAAAAACGGAACACAGAUAACAACGGUGUUGGUGACAAAUGACAUCUUAUUUGGUGUCAACUAACGUUGUACUUGGGUAACGGCUAUAAUUGAUCAAUGAUGGAGACUUUCGCGAACUGCGCGUAAAAACUAAUAAUACAAUAUAUACAGGAUGUCUAGUGUCGGAAAAGUCAUAGAUGUAAAACAGUAAAAUUAAACGUCAUUGUGGACCUGCGGACCGGUUCGUAAAUUGCUAUUGGAGCCGGAGUGAUGAAUAGGUUACUAUACGAAACUUUCUAUACCCACUCUGGGUUGAAAAAUUAAAUCAAUACGAAUUCGGAAAAUAAUUGUGUGUGUGACAUUACGAGAUAAUCUUAAUUGUCAUUCCAAGAAUAGAGGCGAUGAACGGAGCUUUAUAAACGUCCAUCAUAACCUUAAGAGCUACAGGCUGGCACAGUGGCAUUUGCUAUUUCCGUCUUUCUAACGGACGAUUUAGUAAACACGGGGUCGAGAUGUAAAUUUAUUGAGUUACGGCGAUUGAAAAAAUAAAUUGUGUAUACCUUUGAUUUUGUUAUUUCGAUAUUAAUUGAGAAUAAUAAUAUUAUUGUAAAACGUCGAAGUAGAUCGUCUUCGAAACUUUGCCGUCUACAAAUCUCGCAACAAGCAUUUAUUUUUUAAAACCGAUUUUAAAGGCGUUUUCGUUUUCGUUUUGACCAUGGACACGUUACGCAACGCCCGUCAGCACGAAACGAGGCGACGGCAAAUGUCACACAGCGACGGCCUCUUAACGAUAUUUCUGCGACGCAGUGAACCAUUUGAAAAUACACACUGUGUAUGUUGCGUACCUGCCUGUCCUACAUUAGUAUUGUUUACACGCGCGUACCUAUUCAUUAUUGUGUAGCUGAUAAUAUCUGCACUGUCGCCGUACGAAUUGUUACGCGUCGUCGGGACUUGACCAAAGCCUCUACAGUCCCAGCGCCGUGUCCGAAUCAACCGUCGGCCGUAUUGAGGACAUUGGCCGUUUUAAAUAGGCUUACGGUCAAUUCUGAUCAUUCAAAGGUCAAACGACGAGUCGGCGUCCUGUGUCAUAGGUUUGCACGGUGUAUACGAAUUCCGCGUGGCCGGGUUCGUAUCCGACAAUUGUGAUACGAAAUGUUUACGUUUUUAUUAUUCCGUUUUCGUCUAUCCGACUCGAUUUCGCACAUAACAGUAAAUCGGGGUUUAUCGAUUUCGAUUAAAAAAUCCGACGCGGGCUCGUGAAGCGCCCGAACGGAGGUGGUCGGAGACACCAAAAUGAAGUCAUUUCGCUAUACCGCUACAAUGACGCUACAAUACCUCUCAGAUAUUUCGACAUAUUCAUAUUUUGUACAACGCGGGUAGGCAUUUUAAACCGGCCGAUCGGAAAUCGUAUUGUAAUCGCGCCAUUCGGGCCAGCCCAAAGGUAACACGGCGUGCGAUUGGCAAAACAAUCCGUUUGAACGAUUCGGUUCGUUUCGAUCGGGUCAUUCGAAAUACCCGUUCGUACGGUUCGCCGAUUUCGUUUACGCGAACGACGAACCUUAUCAGUUAUCACAUUAAUAUAGUUUACGAUAUCAUAAUGUACAUAAAUAACAAAAUAAUAACGAUUAUCUUUUUUUAUUAUCUAUUGUCCCCUUGUUCAAUAGACUUUGCGAAUUCAAUAAUAUCGAAAUAUGUUGGUACGGUUACAGCGUUUGUCCAUAACCGCGGUGUCUCAGACGACGGAUUCCUCAAAUCUCUAUCGGAUAACAUACGUUCGACGAACCUAACCUAACCUAACGGCGCGAACCGAUUCGUCCGUGAAACAGCGUGACCCGCGGACGAGAACGAAACCGAACGAAUGUUUGUUUCCUCGUCUGUUUCGCGAUCCGGAUCAAUUCGUUCGUUCACAAGCGGAAUCGUGUUCGAGUACUCAAUUCGAGUUGAUCAGUGUUGACUAGUGUUGACUAGCGGUGUCGUUCGAGAUAUCAGAGGCGAUCCCGAACUACCGUGCGUUGAGCGGGAUGCGCGUUUAUUUAACGACGACGGCGAUCGUUGCGCCACGCGAACAGCACGCGCGCGGUACGGAUCGGGCCGAGGGUGCACAGAUGGCCGUACGCAACAACGGCGAUGUCGUCGUUGUAAUCGCUGUAGUCGCUGUUGCCGCUGUUGCCGUUAUUAUUCGUUGCGGCCCGGUCGCGGGUAAACCGGCAACAAUAACGGUAACAGUAAUAGAUACGAUAACAAUAACAAUAACGAUAAUACAGAUUAUCGCUCGGCAACGUCGACGUAAUCCGUUUUGCGCAACUCGCGCGCGCGGACGUACAAAUAUCGGCUAUUAUUACCGGUCGUUUAUUGUUAUUAUCAUCGCCGUGCUAUCAUCGUUACCGCUACGGCGGUUUCGGCGAUUGACGCGCGGUCCCGCUCGCGGGUUAACGUUUGGUUUUUUUUUUUUUUUUGUUCUUCUACCUCUGUUUAAAUGUCGUUUUUAUUUUCGACGAACAAUCGCGCAACAAUACCCGCGACGCGCGCGUUAAUAACGCACUUGCCGCGCGCCUUUCGAAAACGAUGCGCCCGCACGGAGUCGGUCACGCGCGCCCGCCGACGUAUUACACAGGUCGCGUCGCGCGGGUGACGUAACAUCAUUUCGGUUCGCGUUCGUCACGAAAUGUGAUGUUUUUUUUUUUUUUCAAGGUUCCGACGUUUUUAUCGUUCCGCGAACGGCUUUUUCCGCCGGGAAUUUCGCUCCGGUUUUCGAGCGUAGCGCGCUUUUCCCGUAAGAAUACUCGGUACUUUGAGGUGGUAAUUUUUUUUUUUUUUUUUUAUUCAAGGUUCCGACGUUUUUAUCGUUCCGCGAACGGCUUUUCCCGCCGGGAAUUUCGCUCCGGUUUUCGAACGUAGCGCGCUUUUCCCGUAACAAUACUCGGUACUUUGAGGUGGUAAUUUUUUUUUUUUUUUUUGAUUUUUUCCCGGCGGUUUUCACAGUGACCCGUACGAAAAGCGUAGGGAAAACGGGAUAAUUCGCCGAACGUAUUGUUCUCAAAACGUGAAAUACGGCCUUUCAAAACGCGUAUAACCGAACCCAGCUCAGAAUCGUUUUUCGUUAGCGAUGAUUAAUCGUUACGUAAUAUAUAUAUAUGUAUAUUGAAUUUCCCCCCCUGUCUUGCGAAGUAUGCCGGACGGUUUUUUUGUUCGAGUCAUCAUACGGCGUUGUGAUAUGCGAAACGCGAUCGAAAACUACCCGGGACUGUUUGAAUUGCGUGCUAACGGAUCGUCGAAGAACAGUACAGGGCGUUGAUAUCGCUGGUUUCCGCAGCACAAACUUCUGAACACAGCCGGUUUUGGAGAUUCUCCGUGUCCUUCUUAGAUUUCGCGUGACCGAUGUUUAACGAAUAUCUUUUACAAACGCACCGAUUUCAUCAAAACCAAAAAGGUUAUGGGGAAUCUAUAAAAAAAAAAAAAAAAUAUAUGCGCUCCGGAGAAGUCACGGAAGUCAGCGAUAUCGAUCGAAUAACUGCUUUUCGACGCGUUAACAAAUCCAAUCAGUCCCGGUGCUUUUAAACUGCACCUCCUUAUAGGUAUACAUGUACCGAACGCGUUUCGUUUCCUCAGUUUCGGGGCGCGAAAUAUGAUGCGCGCGUUUAUCGGGAUGGGCGCUAACACACUCGAUUAUCACGGCGCGCCCUCCGAAACGAUUGUGACUCGCGUCGCGAUACGAUGUUACGAAAAGUGUCCCGGCGUCGUGUCCGCGGGCGCCGGAAGCGGGGACGAGCCAACCGGAUUGCAGAAAAAAAAAAAAAAAAAACCCGAUUCAAAACCGAAAGUGAUUGUAUACGAGAACUAGGCGUAUUGGUUCGGUGAUUUUCGGAAAAAAAAAACACGUCCCGAACCGACAAUUAUUUUCAUUUCGUUUCGCGUCUUUUCAGACAUGUGCCGGACAAAUUUUAAAUAAUUAUGUCCGUUUUAACGUUCCCGCGGCAUCUCGGCCGUCCCUCGCGGAAUCGCGGUGACGCGUUGCGGGUCGACGGCCUCGUCCCGAACGCGCGGCGUUAACGGGUCUACGAUGACCGUCCGCAGCACGCCCGCGUUCCGCAGUUACCCGCAACUGCGUAGGCGCGCAGUACACCGCGGUUAAACUGUUUUUAUGUUAUGUUUACGCGUUUUAGUGGCCGAAAAAGACAGAAAAAAAAAAAAAAAACACAAAGGCGGCAGAGGUACUCGUAAUAUCGUUUGGGAACGUUCUCACAUUGUGCUCGUUAUAGCGCAUUACGAUACGUGCAACACGACCGCGUAUUAACAUACAUUUAUAUAAAACAAUGCACGCUAAUUGGCCUCUAAAAUAAUCAUUUCGAUUAAUGAAAUAAUUAUGUUUUUUUUUUUUUUUGUUUUUUUUUUUCCAGUUUUCUUUGACGAGCGUAGAUCUGCCGACUGGACACAUGCGUGUACCGCAGCACACACCGCAGAGACAACCCCGUUGCUUCGAAACGCAAACAGUUUUUUUUUUUUUUAUGUGAUUUGAUGUUAUCAAUUAUUUUUUUUUAUUUGAUUUUAGUUUUAGACGCAUAUUAUAUUGUGCGCUUGCGUUUGUUUUAUUUCAUUUUUUUUUUUAUAGAACCGAUAAAAUAUCCUUUAAUUUUUAGUGCGCGUCGUAAACAUUAUACGCGAUUAUUAUAUUACUCUAGAGUAUUAUUAAUCAUUAUGUAUUAUUUUCGUUUUUACUUGAACACUCGUUUCGUGGCACACCCGUGUCGUAGACACUGAACGUUUAAUAUAAAGUCUUCGGUUUUUUUUUUUUUUAACAGUAUUAUUAUUUUAGAGGUUCAACGCCGGAUAAAGUCAACCUGACGCGAUUACUUCCGUUACAUAUGUAUGUAUGUAUUAUAUUAUACGUUAUAAUUCAUUGUUUUCGCGUUCAAACGAAAUUCUCACGUUGCAUCGUAACGCGAUGAAAUGUGCUGGAUAAAAACAAUUUCAAAAGAAAAAAAAAAAAAAAGAACAGAUAAAUAUAUCUAAAUACGUUUAUAGUUUUAUAACGGCACGUAUUUUACACACGUAUAUACAGUGUUCAUACGCAAUUCGCGCGUGUACCGGAAUCGUUUUGUUUUAUUGUAAAUAUAUUAUAUUAUUGAAUACGCAUUAUUAUUAUUAUUAUAUAUUUUUUUUUUUUAAUAAUUAAUUAUUUUAUUUAAAUACGAUUUUGCUCAAUAAUCUUCUUUUUUGUACUUAACUGUAAUAGGUAAUUAAUUCGUUAUAGUAUAUUAUAUGUAUAUGUUAUCUAUCAAAUUUAUUUACACUUGGCUAUAAUAAUUACACGACUUUCUUAAUUCAAUAAUACUGCCCAUGUAUACAUGCGGCUAAUUUAACUGUAUAACGAGUUUUGACGCGAAAAUUUGAAUAUGUACACGGAAAACGGUUAUUUUCGCUCGUUUUUAUUGUAAAUUUUUUUUUUUUUUUUUAUUCAAAACCGUACACGGCGUCGGCCGCGCCAAGAUUUGUAUUUUGAAAAGCGCAGACCUACUACGUAAUAUUCGCGUGGCCCGUUCGUAAAAUAAUGGAUCGCGAAAAAGUGUAACUUAAAAAAAAAAAAAAAAAAAAUAACAACAAAUAAAACCUAAAAAUAAUUUGCUGUUCGUUACUUUUGUAAAACGACGGUAUUUUUGUGCGCAACAGAAUGUUGAAAAUCUCUCUAAAAAUGAAAAUUAUUAUUAUUAUUAUUUUAUUAUUAUCGAAUCGUUGACUGAUGUAAUGAGUAGGGAUAUAGUGUGCCAUUUUAUGCUUACAAUGAAUGGUAUUUUAUAAAUUUUUAUUGAUUUAUAUCAUAAUUAUUAUUAUUAUUGUGUAAUAUGUAAUAUAAUAUUAUAAUAUAAACAUAUAUAUUUUGAUAUAAGUGCUGUUAUUUAAAUGUUGAAUAAAAUACAC
This is a messenger RNA of Cinara cedri, 40122 nucleotides long. The record is from the annotation of a GenBank genome assembly. Lineage: Eukaryota; Metazoa; Arthropoda; Insecta; Hemiptera; Aphididae.